Molecule: messenger RNA, 828 nt
Organism: Exserohilum turcica Et28A
Lineage: Eukaryota; Fungi; Ascomycota; Dothideomycetes; Pleosporales; Pleosporaceae
Exons: 3
Coding region: 52-789 (245 amino acids)
Biological process (GO): cytoplasmic microtubule organization
Cellular component (GO): cytoplasm; nucleus; microtubule plus-end
Molecular function (GO): microtubule plus-end binding
Source: RefSeq, a predicted model, not a curated record
CCGCCCCUUCAUCUCGCUCUACCUCUCCUCGCCCGCUAGCCGCCCGCCACAAUGUCUCUCCAGAGCACCCCCGACAUCCCGCUCCUUGUUAGCUCGCCCAACUCGUCGUCGGAACGUCGCAUUUCGCCGUCUUGGACCAUCGCCCACCUCAAGGCCCGCCUCGAACCCAUCACGGGCAUUCCUGCAGCCUGUCAGCAGCUGUCGUUGCGCGUCGCCUCCCAAGAUGCCCUGCCCAUGACCGCCCCCGAUGAGCACCAGACGUGUCUUGCUGCCUUCCCGCUGCAGCCGUAUGCGGAGAUAAGCGUUGGAGACACGCGCCCGCCCGCUGCCCGUACAGACUUUAGCGACCUGUCAGCCGUCGAAAAGUACGAAAUGCCGGCGGCAGAGUACGAGCAUCGGACCGAUAGUGUUCUCGCAUGGAAGAAGGCUCAAAAGCUUGGGCGCUUCGAUCCAAAUGCUCCCAGCAUAGAACAACAAAAGAUUCGCGCCUCGGAGCGCGAGGUAGAAGAAAGAGGUCUUUCCGUAUCGAGUCGCGUUCGUUUACUUCCCGAGUCAGACGCACGGCGUGGCACCAUAUCGUACAUUGGCUUGGUGCCAGAGAUCCCCGGCACUGGUGUCUGGGUCGGAGUUACGCUGGACGAGCCGACUGGCAAGAAUGAUGGCUCAGUCAAGGGUAAGCGAUACUUUGAGUGCAGCAACAACUGUGGCGUGUUUGUGCGCCCUGAGCGCUGCGAGGCGGGUGAUUUCCCGCCGCUCGACAUGGGUGACGAGGAUCUCGAGGAGCUGUGAGGUCAUUUGGCCAUUGCACACACACUCACACACACACAC